AUGCGUAUUGGCUCAAUUCCUGGUCAUUUGGUGAUCAAUCGUGGGAGGGAAGAAGUCGAGGCGGUACGUGAGCAUGACAACUUCUUCGUACAGAAGAUGGAUGGUGUCGGCAAACUUGGGCUAUCAACUUUACAAAAAGUUACAUCGGCAUUUCGCAUGCUGGCGUAUGGAACAUCAACAGAUAGUACUGAUGAAUAUGUUAGGAUCGGUGAGUCAACUGCAAUUGUAUGUUUAAAGAGAUUUUACAGAGCAAUUGUAGAAGUAUAUGGAGAUGAAUAUCUGAGGACCCCCAAUGUUGACGAUGUUGCAAGGUUAUUACAAAAGGGCGAAGAAAGAGCAUGGGCAGGACAAUACUUAGGCCGUCAUGGAGGUCCAACCAUUAUUCUUGAGGCAGUAGCAUCAUAUGAUCUAUGGAUAUGGCAUGCAUACUUUGGCUUACCAGGAUCCAAUAACGAUAUUAAUGUAUUACAGUCAUCUAAUUUUUUUGAUAAUCUAUCACAAGGUAUUGCUCCUCCUGCUCAUUACACAAUUCAAGGAAAAAAUUAUGAUGUCAGUUAUUAUUUAGCUGAUAGCAUAUAUCCGAAAUGGCCAACACUUGUUCAAACCAUUUCUAAUUAUGAUGAUAAAAAGAAACAAUAUUUUAUAAUGAUGCAAGAAGCAUGUCGAAAAGAUGUGGAGCGGGCAUUCGGUGUUCUCCAAUCACGAUUUGCUAUCAUCAAAGGACCAGCCCGUUUUAAGGAUAAACGAACUCUGCAUGAUAUGACUGUUUGUAUUAUAAUGCACAAUAUGAUUGUCGAAGAUGAACGCGACGAGGUCAUUUCAACUCCACAAUCAAUUCCAAAUGCUAAAAAUAUGGAGAUAACGGAAACUGAACGAUUCCAACGGUUCCUUGCUCGACAUAAGAGGUUCAAAAACAAAAAAGCUCAUUUUGCACUUUAA
This is a messenger RNA of Asparagus officinalis (garden asparagus), 939 nucleotides long. RefSeq lists its product as uncharacterized. The transcript is spliced from 3 exons. Bases 1 to 939 code for a protein of 312 amino acids. The record is from RefSeq and is a predicted model, not a curated record. Lineage: Eukaryota; Viridiplantae; Streptophyta; Magnoliopsida; Asparagales; Asparagaceae.